Messenger RNA from Fragaria vesca subsp. vesca, 738 nucleotides. RefSeq lists its product as uncharacterized. The record is from RefSeq and is a predicted model, not a curated record. The transcript has 3 exons. Lineage: Eukaryota; Viridiplantae; Streptophyta; Magnoliopsida; Rosales; Rosaceae. Bases 1 to 738 code for a protein of 245 amino acids.
AUGGAAGAGCAAGAGGCUAUAUAUGAUAGAGAGCCAGAGGUUAUAUUUGCAGAUACUAAACAUGAGAAAAGGAUUAUGCAUUACAGAAGCAACCAGAAGAUACUGUUAGUGGGUGAGGGCAACUUCUCUUUUGCUGCUUGUUUAGCCAAGAGAUUUGGAUCAGCAAAGAACAUGGUUGCCACUUCUCUUGACUCCAAAGAAUCAGUAAUUUGCAAAUACUCAACUGCAGCAUCAAGUAACUUGAAGGAAUUAGAGGACUUGGGAUGUGUACUCUUGCAUGAGGUGGAUGUGAACACCAUGAGACAGCACCCUCUUCUAGUUAAUCAACGAUUUGAUCGCGUCGUGUUUAAUUUUCCUCAUGCUGGUUUCAUUUUCAGGGAACAUGAGAAGAGCCAGAUCAAGUUGCAUCAGGAUUUGGUGAGGGCAUUCUUUGCCAGUGCAUGUGAUAUGCUGAAUGAAAGUGGGGAAGUUCAUGUGACUCACAAGACUGCAUAUCCAUUCAGUAAGUGGGAGAUAGUGAAGUUAGCAAAAAAGGCCGAGUUAUUUCUAAUUGAGGAAGCAUCAUUUUCAAGAUGGGAUUACCCUGGUUAUGUAAACAUGAGAGGAAGUGGAAUCAACUGCGACCAAACAUUUCCUGUUGGGCAAUGUAGCACCUACAAAUUUGCCAAGAUGCCGCUUCUUGAACAUUAUGAUCUGCUAAUGAGUAAAUUGUCAAUUGGAUAUGGCCCAAGGAACUGA